ACUUGAGGCUUUGAGCAGCACAUACACUUGCUUACAGUGAAGCAGUCAUUCCAUUGUUAUCGAGUCUCUUUUCCAAACGAUCUAGACUCAUCGUGUAGCCAUUACUUGUUCCAUCUUCCCAUCAGUGUCAAACUUUAACACAGGAAAAUGCAGUCACUUCAAAAUCAACAAAUUGCAGGAGGUAUUGUUCUAAAGAUACCUGAUCAACUUUCAUCUUUCAGUUUGGCUGAAUUAGCCCACAGAGAAUACCAGGCAGGUGAUUAUGAAAAUGCUGAACGUCACUGUAUGCAGCUGUGGCGUCAAGAUCCAACAAACACUGGAGUCCUUCUACUCCUAUCUUCAAUACACUUCCAAUGUAGACGCUACGACAAGUCUGCUCAAUUUUCUACAUAUGCAAUCAAGCAAAAUCCACUAUUAGCUGAAGCAUAUUCAAAUCUUGGAAAUGUUUUUAAAGAACGUGGUCAAUUGGCUGAAGCACUUGAUAAUUAUCGUCAUGCAGUUAGACUGAAGCCUGAUUUCAUAGAUGGUUAUAUUAAUCUGGCUGCUGCCUUAGUUGCUGCUGGAGAUAUGGAAGGAGCAGUCCAAGCAUAUGUCUCAGCAUUGCAGUAUAAUCCAGAUCUUUACUGUGUCCGUAGUGACCUAGGGAACUUGCUUAAAGCUCUUGGAAGAUUGGAUGAGGCCAAGGCUUGCUAUUUGAAAGCAAUUGAGACUCGGGGUGAUUUUGCAGUGGCGUGGUCCAAUCUUGGAUGUGUGUUUAACGCGCAAGGGGACAUUUGGCUAGCCAUUCAUCAUUUCGAAAAGGCUGUCACUUUGGACCCCAACUUUCUUGAUGCUUACAUAAACUUGGGCAAUGUUCUGAAAGAAGCUAGGAUUUUCGACAGGGCCGUUGCAGCAUACUUAAGGGCGCUAAAUCUUAGUCCUAACCAUGCCGUCGUUCACGGAAAUAUGGCCUGUGUGUACUACGAGCAGGGUCUUAUCGACCUUGCCAUUGAUACCUACCGACGAGCAAUUGAAUUGCAACCGCAUUUCCCGGACGCGUACUGUAACCUCGCUAAUGCUCUCAAGGAGAAAGGACAAGUACAGGAUGCCGAAGAUUGUUAUUCGACAGCUUUGCGUCUAUGUCCAGCUCACGCGGAUUCGCUAAAUAACCUAGCCAACAUCAAGCGGGAACAAGGAUUCAUUGAAGAAGCUACACGGCUUUAUCUUAAAGCUCUAGAUGUCUUUCCCGACUUCGCGGCAGCUCACAGUAAUCUCGCUUCCGUAUUACAACAACAAGGCAAACUGAACGAAGCCCUCAUGCACUACAAAGAAGCAAUACGGAUUCAACCGUCAUUUGCCGAUGCGUAUAGCAACAUGGGAAACACGCUCAAAGAAAUGCAGGAUAUCAAUGGUGCUCUUCAGUGUUACACACGAGCCAUUCAGAUCAACCCUGCCUUUGCCGAUGCUCAUUCAAAUUUGGCUUCCAUUCACAAGGACAGCGGACAAAUUCCAGAAGCAAUACAGUCCUACCGUACAGCUUUGAAACUAAAACCAGAUUUCCCCGAUGCCUAUUGCAACUUGGCCCACUGUUUGCAAAUUGUCUGUGAUUGGACCGAUUAUGAAACCCGAAUGAAACGGUUAAUCCAUAUUGUGGGAGAGCAACUCGAACGCAAUCGAUUGCCGUCAGUUCACCCGCAUCAUUCAAUGCUAUAUCCGCUCUCUCAUGAAUAUAGAAAAGCUAUAGCUGCUCGACAUGCAAAUCUCUGCGUCGAAAAGAUCCUAAUCCUUCAUAAGGCAAAUUUCAAAUAUCCCAAAGAACUUGCAACGAAUGGACGUUUGCGUAUCGGCUAUGUCUCCUCCGACUUCGGAAACCACCCAACAAGCCACUUAAUGCAAUCAGUUCCAGGAUUUCACGAACGCUCCCGUGUUGAAAUAUUUUGUUACUCUUUAAGUCCUGACGACGGAACAACUUUCCGGGCCAAAAUAGCGCGCGAAUCUGAACACUUUGUUGACCUAUCACAGAUAAUUUGCAAUGGCAAAGCAGCAGAUAGAAUAAAUGCUGACGGCAUCCAUAUUUUGGUGAACAUGAAUGGUUACACUAAAGGUGCUCGCAACGAAAUUUUCGCAAUGCGCCCGGCUCCAAUCCAAGUAAUGUGGCUCGGCUAUCCCGGCACGAGCGGGGCUUCCUACAUGGACUAUAUUAUUACGGAUCGAGUGACAUCGCCUCUUGAGCUUGCUUCUCAAUUUUCAGAAAAACUUGCUUACAUGCCAAAAACUUUCUUCGUUGGGGAUCAUCGACAAAUGUUUCCUCAUCUUAAAGAAAGACUGAUAAUAACGUCGUCGUCGGAUAAGGGUAAAGUAGCCGACAACGUGGCACUUGUGAAUGGCACCGAUCUCUCCCCAAUUCUUGAACGUACAGAAAUUAAAAAGGUAACAGAAGUUGUUACACCAACCACGACAACUGGAUUGGAUGCCCCUGUACAGGUCUCUUUAACUGUAGCUCAGCUGACCACAAUGGAUCCUAUCGAAACAAUGAUAGGUUCGGGGCAAGUUCAAACAUCAGUAAAUGGGGUUGUCGUUCAAAAUGGAUUAGCUACCAAUCAAGCGAACACUCGCGCAGCAACAGGCGAAGAAGUACCACAGUCAAUUGUUGUUACUACCCGUCAACAAUACGGGCUCCCUGACGACGCUAUCAUUUAUUGCAAUUUCAAUCAACUUUACAAGAUUGAUCCCCCUACCCUUCAAAUGUGGGUCAAUAUUCUGAAACGUGUGCCAAAUGCUGUUUUGUGGCUCUUGCGUUUCCCAACGGUUGGAGAAACGAAUAUGCUAGCAACUUCACAAGCUCUUGGUCUCGGUAGCGGGCGCAUUUUAUUUUCCAACGUUGCUGCCAAAGAAGAGCAUGUUCGUCGUGGUCAGCUUGCUGACAUUUGUUUGGACACUCCUCUUUGCAAUGGGCACACUACAGGCAUGGACGUCUUGUGGGCCGGCACACCAAUGGUGACUCUUCCUGGCGAGACUCUUGCUUCUCGCGUUGCCGCUUCCCAGCUCACCACUAUCGGUUGUCCGGAACUUAUCGCUUCGAGCCCUCAGGAAUAUGAAGAUAUUGCAGUAAAACUUGGAACUGAUUCGGAGUAUUUGAAAGCCAUUAGAGCUAAGGUAUGGAUUCGUCGUUCGGAUAGUCCGUUGUUCAACUGCCAAAUCUACGCUCAUGAUAUGGAACGUCUUUUUGCUCGAAUGUGGCAACGCCAUGCGUCAGGAGAGAAGCCUAAUCACAUAACACAAUGGGAUGAUGCAGAAUAAAGUUGGUCAAGACAGUACUUAAAGUUCACAAUUUAGGAUAGGAAUCGCUAGAUUCUUUUUGUAGUAGUCUUUUUAUGCAGCUUAUUUUUUGCAAAUUUUCUUCAACAUGAAAGUUUUCUACUACUUUCUAAAUGUUUACUUUUUGGUUUAAUAUGAAACCAAAUAAAUGAAUAAACAAAUAAAAUAACGAAAGCCAACACGAAGAAUAUUUUUGCGCGAUACCCAUACAAUAUCAUUUGGAAAUUUUUGUCUCUUCUUUUAUUUACUGCGUGUUGCAAUAAACGAAUUUCAACACCGA
Molecule: messenger RNA, 3577 nt
Organism: Daphnia pulex (common water flea)
Lineage: Eukaryota; Metazoa; Arthropoda; Branchiopoda; Diplostraca; Daphniidae
Gene: sxc
Product: UDP-N-acetylglucosamine--peptide N-acetylglucosaminyltransferase 110 kDa subunit-like
Exons: 26
Coding region: 148-3279 (1043 amino acids)
Biological process (GO): protein O-linked glycosylation
Molecular function (GO): protein N-acetylglucosaminyltransferase activity; protein binding
Source: RefSeq, a predicted model, not a curated record